AUGGAAUGGAACCAUAUGGUACUCGUCACAGCGUACAUGUUGCGUUUCAUAUCCAACGCAAAGGAAAGAAAGAACCAAACACCUAACUGUCAAACAGUUGUACUCACUGUUAAUGAAUUGCAAAAUGCUAGGAAUGUGUGGCUUUGUUACACCAAGCACAAUGCAUUUAGGUCUGAAUUAAAUUCCUUGACUAAGUCCAAAUCUGUAGGUUCCAAUAGCCGAAUGAAGAGGCUCAAUCCACUCAUUGACACUGUUGGACUCAUACGUGUUGGUGGUAGAUUGGAUUACCUUGUAGCAUCGGAAAAAAGAAGGCACCCUGUUGUACUUCCGCCUCGACUUCCGCCAAAGGGUAAAAUUGUGAAAAUGAUAUUUGAACAAAUGCACUUGAAACUUCUACAUAUUGGGCCUCUACUUGCGAACAUCCAAUACUAG
Molecule: messenger RNA, 432 nt
Organism: Macrosiphum euphorbiae (potato aphid)
Lineage: Eukaryota; Metazoa; Arthropoda; Insecta; Hemiptera; Aphididae
Source: the annotation of a GenBank genome assembly